This is a messenger RNA of Hevea brasiliensis (rubber tree), 806 nucleotides long. RefSeq names its product cell wall / vacuolar inhibitor of fructosidase 1-like. The transcript has a single exon. Bases 203 to 727 code for a protein of 174 amino acids. Gene Ontology annotation, molecular function: enzyme inhibitor activity. NCBI's taxonomy places the organism in Eukaryota, Viridiplantae, Streptophyta, Magnoliopsida, Malpighiales, Euphorbiaceae. Gene Ontology annotation, biological process: negative regulation of catalytic activity. The record is from RefSeq and is a predicted model, not a curated record.
UGAAGAAACAGUAAGAUUUGGCCUCUGACCAAUCAUUUGCUCAGUAACUGUGUCCUCAAAAAUCUGAGGAAGAAUAGCAUCUUCCCCUAUAAAACUACUUCCAAAGCCAAGAGAGAAGCCAUUAAAGCUCACCAGAGGCAUAGACACAGCUACUAUAGAUUUUAUUUUUAGGUGCCCCUUUUUCUUCACUUCCUCAAAAAAAAUGAAGAGUCUCCUAGUGCUCCUAGUCUUCAUCUUUCCUGUUCAUGCUACAAUUCCAAGCAUUAUUGGCAGCAACUUGAUAGACCAAACCUGCAAGCAAACACCCUAUUAUGAACUCUGUGUCUGGUCUCUUAUAUCAAAUCCUCACAGCUUUAGCACAGACGUUAAAGGCCUAGCCAAGAUUAUGGCUUUCACCAUUGAAGCCAAGGCCACCCAUACCCUUGAACGUAUUAACCACCUACUUGAAUACAGCAGCAACCUCACCCAAAAGGAGCUACAAGGAUUGAGAGCUUGUGCUGAUCGUUACAGUGUGAUUAUAAAGGGAGAUGUCCCUCAGGCCAUUGAUGCUCUGCGCACAGGUAACUACAAGUUUGCUCAAGAAGGUAUAAAUGAUGCUGCUAUUGAGGCCAUUUCUUGUGAAGAGGAAUUCUCCGGCCAAUCAUCGCCGCUGUCUGAUAUGAACUCGAUGGUGCAUGAUGUCUCGGUUGUGGCUUCUUCCAUUGUUAAGAUAAUUCUAAGCAGUUGAGACUUGUUUUUGCUUCCUUUGAAGGAAAUCAUGUAAUGUUUAAGUUUUGUUCCAUCAAUAAAAUUUAUUAGUUUCAUCA